AUGAAGAAGCUUGGCAACGGGAAAGGGCGGAGGGUUCACCCUGUCCCACCGCCGAGGGCGGCGCUCCCGGCAGCGGUGAUGGCCCUGGCGGCGGUUCUCACCGCAGAGGAUCAGGAGGUGCUGGCGUACUUGCUCUCCGGCGGCGGCGGCGGCGGGAGGUGGAGGGAGCAGCGACGGCGGCGGGCGCACCCUCCGGAGCUGGAGUGCGGAUGCUUCGGGUGCUACAAGAGCUUCUGGGCCCGGUGGGACGCGUCGCCGAACCGGCACGUCAUCCACCGCAUCAUCGACGCCGUCGAAGAGAGCCUGGAGGCCAGGGAGUGCGACCGCGGGGGAGGAGGCCGCCGCCGCAGGCGGAGCGGCCGCGGCGGGAACAAAGGCGCCAUCUUGGCGCCGAACGCGACGGCGGUGGCGGAGGCGGAGGAAGCGGCGGACAGCUUGAGAGUCGAGGGGAAGGUGUCCCCGGCACUGGACGCAGAACACUUCCCGCAUGAUGAUGGUGAUGACUAUGACGACGAUGAUGGCGAGGAUGAGGAUGAUGAGGAUGAUGAUGAGGAGGAGCAAGAAAUGAACGAGAGCAACAACAACAACAAGAGCAAGAACUCCGUGAGAAGAUUUAUGAGUUUUAUUGGGGAAACAGUGUGGGGAGUUUGGAAUUGA
Musa acuminata AAA Group (dessert banana) is the source of this 657-nucleotide messenger RNA. RefSeq lists its product as uncharacterized. The transcript has a single exon. The record is from RefSeq and is a predicted model, not a curated record. Bases 1 to 657 code for a protein of 218 amino acids. Lineage: Eukaryota; Viridiplantae; Streptophyta; Magnoliopsida; Zingiberales; Musaceae.